This is a messenger RNA of Periophthalmus magnuspinnatus, 1728 nucleotides long. Its product is annotated as SLAM family member 9. The record is from RefSeq and is a predicted model, not a curated record. Bases 146 to 919 code for a protein of 257 amino acids. The transcript is spliced from 7 exons. NCBI's taxonomy places the organism in Eukaryota, Metazoa, Chordata, Actinopteri, Gobiiformes, Gobiidae.
UGAGACUUGUCUGUGUGGGAGCAGUGAGACACUUUGUUGAGCUCUAAACUAUAUUUACCUAUAGCGAUCCUUAUUCAAAUGUAGCCUUAAAGAGGAAGGACCUAUACCGGAAAAAGAUACCAUCUCUCAGUAACCGCCAAGAGCAAUGCAUCUGCUCCUGCUGUUGUCUCUUUUGCUCAAAGUGUCUCGCGCUGAUGACCUCACCCCUAUGUCGGCGUAUGUUGGGGAAAAUGUCACGCUGCUUUCAGGGGCCCAUCCAUCGUGGGACCUUUUAGGCAUCACCUGGUCUAUAUGGACCAACACCACGUGGAUAGCCACCUAUUCAGAGGGAAAAAUAAAUGUGAGCAGGUUUUAUAAAUACAAGGGGAGGCUCAGUCUGGAUCGACAUACAGGGAAUUUGCACAUAAGUAACUUGAGCAGUGCAGAUGGAUUGGAAUACACUGUGGAAUUUUACAACUCCGAGAAUGAAAAUAAAGUUAACAAAAUCAAACUCAGCAUAAAACAGCGACUGCAGAAGCCCAACAUCACAACCUUUCAAAGCUCAACAAAAGACGAAUGCUUAUUUGCUCUGCGCUGCUCCUCUUCGGACUCUGGGGUCACUCUGUCCUGGGAAUCGCACCCUCAACUCCAAAGAUAUGAAUCCACCAACAACAGUAUCAUGGGCAUUCUCAAAGCAGCUCAGAACAUCACCUGCAUCGCCAGAAAAAACACAGAUGCUGCCAGCAGAACCGUCUCUGUCAAAUGUGAUGCUCCUCCUCUCAACCCAACUGCUGUUCCCCAUCCUUGUCCCCAAAUAAUCCCGAAAGAUCCAAUAUUCUUUGUAGUUGGUUUUUUUGUUGCCGUUCUUCUGAGUUUAGUUGUUGUUUUUCUACGAAAAAGAAACUGUAAUUGUUUAAAUAAUAACAGUUCUGAUAUUUGAAGGCCUUGCCAUUGUGGAACAUAUAUAUAUAUAUUUUUAUGAAGUUUUAAUUUAUUAUGAAUAAAGAGAGUAUACUUGUUCUGAUACAGCUCAAGAUCGUUCUAAAGCUGUUCAGGAAAGGUUCAUUUCUUUCCUGUGAAUGUGACUUUAGUAUCAAUACCUGCUCAAAUGAGUAUUUAGUUUUGAUAUUAGUUUCAGUAUUGAUUAGUAUUUCAAUAGUUUUGACAACCUAAGAGGAUUAUAGAGUUCCAUCAAAACAAUACAUCUUUUUUUACCGGUAUAACAUUCAUAAAGCUCACUGGUGCAUUUAGUUAACAAACUACAAGCUGCACAACAGGAAGUUGUAAAGGUUAUGGAAACCACAACAUCAUGCAGGUCGGUGUGCACAGGGGAUGGUUGCAUUGAGGAUGACACUGACAUAAUAAAUGUAGCUUCAAAGUUUAGCAAUUCCAGGGCUGCAAAUGAUUGAGAUGAUUCUAGUGCAGGUGUAUCGAGUUCAGUGGAAUGAAGUGGAACAGAGUGUUUUCAGUUUGAGUUUGUGGGCUUGUAUGCACAGAAAUUAAGACUGUGUUGCUUAUGUACCCUUUAUUUUACCCUAAAAAGUGUUUCUAACAGGAAACUGGACUUUUUUAUGAUAAUUUUCCCAUUAGUACAUUUUCAUUGUUUUUUUUGUUUGUUUUUUUUUUUUUGUUUUUUUUUUUUUGUUUUUUUGUACUUAAUAUAAUGCUCACAUUCUACCAAACUAAUGUGAACUAAUCUGGAUUGUAUUAUUUUAAUUUAUUUUAGAUAAUAAACUCUUCUUUUAAAGU